AACAAAAAAAAAAAAAUAAAGGAAAAGGAGAUAAACAAAAUUAGGACGAGAGAUUUUAUAGAGGUGUGCGAUUAAUUCGGUUAUAACAAUCUCUUUUUUUUUUUCCUUUCAUUUUUUCUCCCUAUUUUUCUUUUCUACAUUCUACGUCCUUGAAGAGAGAAAAGAAUAGGGAAAAGAAAUAGAAAAAUUGAUUUUCUCGAUUUUCAAAUUUCCCGCCAGUGAAUUUGUCUCUUUAAUCAUUCCAUAUAUAUAAACACACGCAUAUAUAUAUAUAUGUAUGUAUAUACAGACACAUAAAUAUUUGUAUAUACAUAUUUAAAGAGAAACGAGAAAAAAGAAAGAGAAAUAGAAAAAGAAAGAAAGAAAGAAGUAGAAGUAGAAGUAGAAGUAAAAAUAGAAUGGUUCGAUUAUUAAUCAGCUAAUUCGUUAUAGCGAGCGAGUAACUUAUUCGAUUUUACCGCGCGCGCUCAGUGACGUAUCUACGAGAUUAAAAAGCUUCGUAUAUCGAAUAACGAAAAUAUAACGAAAGAAGACAGUUACAAAGAGAUAAAUAAAUAGAUAAAUAGAUAGAUCGACGGAAAGAAAGAAAGAAAGAAAGAAAGAAAGAAAGCGGUGUGAAGAAAAAGACAAGAACAAUAUCAAAAGUAGUUCGAUUUGGAAAAGUAUGUUGAAGAGAAGGGGAGCAUCGAACAAAAUGAAAAAUCCGGAACACGAAAGUGGUUAUUUCGAAGAUGGAAGUGAUGGGAGCGACGUUGAGGUUAACGUUGAGGAAACGAUAGUAGAUGAAGACAGGAAAUGCGGUUCUGCUUGUUACGGCCUUACCAAGGCCAUCCACAGCCUCGACGUCAGGGACUCUCAUGAACACCUUGCCAAUGGCUACGAAGACCGAUCGAACGGGGUGAAUCUCGAAGACAGUGGUGGUCAAAGAGUGGAUAUGUCUCAUUUCGACUUAUUGAAGGUCUUGGGUACGGGAGCUUACGGUAAAGUGUUUCUGGUACGAAAAAGAAUGGGAACCGAUGCUGGUCGUCUUUAUGCCAUGAAGGUUUUGAAAAAAGCCUCGAUUGUACAAAAGAAAAAAACAACGGAACAUACGAAGACCGAGAGACAAGUUCUCGAAGCUGUUAGGGACAGUCCUUUUUUAGUGACGCUCCAUUAUGCUUUUCAAACUGACGCCAAAUUACAUUUAAUUUUAGAUUAUGUUAGCGGAGGCGAAUUGUUUACUCAUUUAUAUCAACGAGAACAUUUUACCGAAGACGAAGUAAGGAUUUAUAUCGGCGAAGUAAUUUUGGCUUUGGAACGUUUGCACAAGUUGGGUAUCAUAUACAGAGACAUCAAACUAGAGAAUAUACUACUCGAUAGAGAAGGACAUAUAGUCCUUACAGAUUUUGGAUUGAGUAAAGAAUUCUUACCGCAUGAAAGAGAUAGCAACGCACGAGCAUAUUCGUUUUGCGGUACUAUCGAGUACAUGGCACCGGAAGUGGUACGAGGGGGCUCCGCAGGCCACGAUAUUGCUGUGGAUUGGUGGAGUGUAGGCGUGCUAACUUACGAGCUUCUCACUGGCGCCUCUCCUUUUACGGUCGAGGGAGAGAAAAAUACCCAGCAGGAGAUCUCAAGGAGAAUAUUAAAGACCGAGCCACCGAUACCCAGUCAUCUUAAUCCAACAGUAAGAAACUUUAUCUCGCGUUUGUUGGUGAAGGAUCCACGUCAAAGACUGGGUGGUGGACCACGUGACGCCAAGGAACUGAAAGAACAUCCAUUCUUUAAAAAAGCACCGCCACCUUUCACUUGGGAUGCUUUAGAAAAACGACAAAUCGCUCCACCGUUCGUGCCACGUAUCACGCACGAACUUGAUACCAGUAAUUUCUCGGACGAAUUUACAAAAAUGGUUGCCGCUGACAGUCCGGCAGUUGUACCACCUAAUCACGACAAAAUCUUUCGAGGCUAUUCUUACGUGGCACCAUCGAUAUUAUUCAGCGAGAACGUAGUAAGCAGAGAUAUCUUCUUAGAGGAAACAGAAGCUACAACCGAUUCUCAAAGGCCAUCAGCAUCGGACGUUCUAGCAGCACGUUUCGAAGAGUCAACGUUCUUUCAAACGUACGAGCUUGAUCUACGAGAGGAAGCAUUAGGUGAUGGAAGUUUUUCGGUAUGUCGUAAAUGUCGGCAUAGAAAAACAGCCCAGGAAUUUGCUGUGAAGAUCGUUAGUAGACGCAUGGAUUGUGGUAGAGAAGCUAGCUUGCUACGUAGUUGCCAAGGCCAUCCAAACGUUGUCAAGUUGCUCGAAGUACAUCAAGAUAGAGCGCAUACAUAUCUAGUGAUGGAGUUACUCUCUGGAGGUGAAUUGUUAAGAAGACCAAGGCCGUUCACCGAGCAACAGGCAAGUCGUGUGAUGAGGCAAUUGGCGUCCGCGGUACGUUUCAUGCACGCUCGUGGCGUUGUUCAUCGAGAUCUUAAACCAGAAAAUAUUGUCUUCGUUCACGAAGGCGAGGACUCGCCAGUGAAGAUUGUUGAUUUUGGUUUCGCUAGGAUAAAACGUGGUUGCGAGCCACUUCACACGCCUUGUUUUACGCUUCCUUAUGCAGCGCCGGAGGUUAUCGCCAGACAGGGAUACGAUCAGAGUUGCGAUUUAUGGAGUUUAGGUGCAAUUUUGUAUUCCAUAUUAUUCCGUAACACAUUAUUUGUCAGUGGCUCGCCAGAUCUAGCUUCUCGCAUAAGAUCUGGCGAGAUUAAUUUCGACUCUAACAAUUGGUGUCAUAUAUCACCGUUAGCCAAGCAAGUGGUAAAAGGUUUAUUAACGGUCGAUCCGAACAAAAGACUCACCGCUAUGGCCCUUGCCAAUCAUCCUUGGUUAAUGGAGUCAACCAAUAUGACCGAUCCGAAUGUUUCGGACAAUACUUCCACGUAUCCUCCUACAUCAUCAUCAGACAAACUCGAAGGUUUUCGUUUACGAGAAGUUGAUGGAGCUAAGUUAGCUCAAAGACGUAAAUUACACAAACGAUCGACGUCUAGUUCGGUAUCCUCUUCGGCAUCUACAACUUCCUCGACUCUUUCAGUUCCAUUGGUGCGACCAUCCAGCACGAGCACCAACGUAACUACUUCUGCAUCACCGGCUCAACCUAUUGCUUUUGACUUUGGAGAGGAGAAAGUUAACGAAUAUCUGAGUUCAUUGUCGUCUUCCUCCGAUUCCAAUUCUCCAAAAAUAAAUAAUCAUCGACACCUAGAAGGAAAGUCGAAACGACGCAAACGCGACAUGACCGAUGACGAUCCGUAUCAACAGGGAUGUUCUAAAACUAAACGACACAAGAGACACAACGACCUUGACGGCGAAUCAUCCUAUCAGAGUAAUAGCAGUAGCAAUAGAAAUGGACCGGUUACAAGAUCAAGGAAACGAAAAUUAGAACAAAAUGUAUGCAAUUCAGACAGCUCGAUGGAAUCUUGUGGAUCCUCCUCUUAUACCGACAAGAAAGACGUUAAUGUUCAUAGAAAACAAAAAGCUGGUAAACGGCCCAAACGCUUUACUACGAUCACAGUGGAGUAAUGUUUCCUAUAUCGUGUCUCGGCGGUAGUCUUAUUCUCACUUAGUUUCCUAUGCAUUUUACAAUAAAGUAAUAGUGCGCUGCCUUUUGGGAAUUACGUACAAGAUAUUAUAAAUGUUACAUCAUUCCUAAUGCGUGAGAGACAGGUCUUUUAGACUAUUGUACAUAUGUUUCAUUUUAUGCCAUGUUUUUUAGAAUAACCAGAGAAAAUAUACGUUCUUGCUAAGGAUUUUGUAUAAAAAAGAUUGAAAAGGGGAAAGGGGGAUAUUAUCGUUGUAUCUUUACGGUCAGGGUCAAAUCAUUUCGUUUCUAUUAGAUUAUUAACACCAUAGUUAUCAGAUUCCUGCUGUUUUUAUUAUUUCGAUAUAAAUAUUAGCAAAAAAACAAUAUAAAAUAUUUUCCUUUCUUUCUCUUUUUUUUUUUGUGAAUGUGUGUAAUCUUUUUUUGUUUCUCUCUUUUUUUUUUUUUUUGUGUUUAAUCACGUUUCGCUUGUCUGUGAUCAGCGAAAAGUCGACUAUCCAUUAUAAGUUGUUAGGAUAGAUACGUAGUAAAUGUGCCUCAAUAAAAUGUCCAUUUCCUAUGAAUGCAUCGAGUGAAGCGUCGAAUGUAUUGGAAGAUAACAUUGAGUAUGUUUUGACAUGUUCUCCACGAGGUUAAAACAAUAUCGAUCGAUAUUAUCUUAUUUUCUAUAUAAAUGUUUGUUUGUUGAAUGGGAGGAAAACCUUCAUCCUCGAUUUAAUAACUUUAAACAUUCAAUUUUCAUGCUAAAUAAUAAGAGAUCAAUUAAAUGUUAAAGGUGAUUUUCUUAGAACUGUUGGGACAUUGCAAAGGAAAUGAUGAAAUAAAUAAUUUGUAUCGAAGUAUUUUCGAACAAAAGAAGUUAUGAUCCAAUGGAUCAUUCACGAUUAAUGAUAUUUGUAUCGCUUACAUACAUGUACAUCUUUUUGGUACUUUAUUUCUAUUAUCAUAUCUGUGUUUGUUUUCUUCUCAAUUUAACAUUACUUAAUGAGACGUUUACAAAUUAGAUGAGGGGUUCGUCAUGAAAAGAUAAUCUUGUAUGUUUAAUCGGACACAAGAGUGAGUAUAUUUAAUUAUAAAUUAAUACUUCGCACCAUUAUUCAAAGUUAUGCUGGUUAAUGCAAAGAGAUACAAUGUAUUUCUUAAAAAAAAAAAAAAAAAAAAAAAAAAGGAAAAAGAAAAAAAAAGGAAAAAAAAAGAAAGAAAAAAGAAAAAAAAAGAAAGAAAGAAAAAACAGAAAAAAAAAGAAGAGAACCGAGCAAAGUACUUGAUUUAGCAAAUUUUGCGUUUAUACAUUUUGUGAUUUUGGUACAAGUAUGUAAUUUUCCUUAUUUAAAACUAAUAAAAAGAAAGAGGGAUUUCUUUUUUUGUUUGUAUAUAUAGUCAUGUUGGUUUACUCUAUAUUAUAUUCUUUACGCAUAGUUUUCCAUAUAUACAAGGUAUUAUUGAAAUUGCCUUUAGAUAACGACUGUUUUACCUGAUGUGUGGUAAUUGCUGUGAAAGAUGAAGUAAUAAAUGGCAAAGACUGAAAAGGUUGUAUACCAACUCAGGGAACAGACAUGCUAACGAAAAACGUCUUGUGUUUUUGAUUCGAAAUAGUUACAAUUGAAAUUCUAUGGACGUUACUACCAAAGACGACUGAAGCAACACUGCUCUAUAAGACCAAAAAGAACUGUAUGUAACAUUGAAAUGGAGUUAUGUAUAUACACUAAUUACUACCGAAUUGUGUAAUUUCACAAUAUUAUAGAUAUUAAUUAUAAAUAUAUAUAUAUAUAUAUAUAUAUAUAUAUAUAUAUAAGAAAAAGAAAAAAUUAUAUAUUUACUAUAUAACAUUGUAUUAGAGAAUAAUAUUAAAUAAGAAGAUAUAUAUAUAUAUAUAUUUCUAUUUAGGAUUGUAAAAGUCAUUAAAUAUUGUAAGUUUAAUCGGUUAUCCAGAAGUAAUGUAACAUAAUAAAUGAUGCGUUACAUUUAUUAUGUUACAAUAGUGGAAGCAGAUUCUCUUUUUCUAGUGAUAUCUAAUUGUUGCGAUAUAAGAAAUAAAAUCCUUCAAGAGCAUAUAUUAUGUGUAUAUAUAUAUGUAUACAUACAAACAUAUGUAUAUAUACAUAUAUAUAUAUAUCAUAUAUAUAUACCACAUAUAUUAUAUACGACGUUAUAUACAAAUUCAAGCUUGUAUCAUACGAUAAAGAGUGCUGUUCUGUUGCGAUAAAUACAUACAAGAGACACCUACCUUUGUUACUACUGGUUGUUAAAUAUAUCAUGAUACAAUAUUUAUUUAUAUAAUGUA
Messenger RNA from Vespula pensylvanica (western yellowjacket), 5838 nucleotides. RefSeq names its product ribosomal protein S6 kinase alpha-5-like. Gene Ontology annotation, molecular function: ATP binding; protein serine/threonine kinase activity; magnesium ion binding. The record is from RefSeq and is a predicted model, not a curated record. The transcript has 7 exons. Gene Ontology annotation, biological process: regulation of DNA-templated transcription; intracellular signal transduction; protein phosphorylation. The coding region runs from base 665 to 3535 and encodes 956 amino acids. Lineage: Eukaryota; Metazoa; Arthropoda; Insecta; Hymenoptera; Vespidae.